GGUAGACGCGUAUGUAAAGUGGUUGAAAAGACUUUACUCUUCAGUGGAGUUAAAAGGCGCUGUGGAUUAAGUGACAAUUGUUGUGCUGAUUAUGAAUAGAAAAAAAAGCUUGUGCUUAUUUUAAAGAUUUAACUCAAAAGUGUCCCGAAGCAAAAAUGACAAUUUUGAUUAUUGUAUCUACAGUCGUAUUUAGUUUAUUAAUUAGUUUGUUUAAGGUGUAUGAAAUUAAUUAUAUAAAGAUUCAAACUUCUUAUUAGGCACUUCAUUUGAUUUCUUUACUAAACCACUUGUUCGUUUUAUGAUUUAACAAAAAUAAGGAAGAAAACGUAAACAACUCAUAAAAGAGACUUUAAGGGGUAUCAUGAACUAAAGUUUGAAUACUAGUGUACCAAUACCUAAGGGAGAUGCAUUUAUUGGAUUUUAUAUUGGUUCUGGUUCUUCUUCCGUGCAUAGAUGCAUUUCAGAAUAAACCAAUCGCUAACAAUAGUUGUGGCUAUCUUGAAGUUAAAACCCCAUCUCUACUUUUUUAUGGAAGGAAUGUGACAAUUACAUUCAAAGCUUAUAAACACAAGAAUGCUACUGCUCUGUUAAUAAAUAAUAGUGACCCAACUAUAUCACAUAAGCCUCACCAUCAUGAUAAUCAAACGGACGUUUUUACAUUUAUACUGCACCAGAACAGAACAGCUAGACGUCAUCAAAAUUAUUAUGUGAACAAUACGUGCUAUUCUGAUACCAUUAGUUUUGAAAUGCGAGAACCCCCAGCACUAGGACCACGGAAAAAUAUCGAAGGCUGCGAUGGUUGUUUAAUAGCUUCAGUUGGGGACAAGGCAGAUUCCUUAAAAAACAAGGAACCACUGAUCAGCUGUUCUAUGUCAAAUGCUACUUCAUGGACGGUUUUUAUAACAAUUAAUAACAAAAGUGGUGCAGCGCGUCAUUAUUUACAUGGUAAAUACGUCAUUAACUAUACCGUCCAUGAAGAUGAUAAUAUGACCAUGGUUAAAUGCUUUAUGACUUUCUCCAACCUAACGUUGAUUGAUACGGCCAUUCUUUAUGUUAAAGACGAUUCGGCUACCAAGAUUCAACACCCCAGCGUAACGAACGUGAACGAUCAGACUCAAUCAUCAAAAACGUUUAUUGAAAAGAGCACCCAAUCAACAUCAACGAAAAGCGCGACCGAUAAACAAGCCGUUUCAACACCCCGGAAGCCCCUUUCAACGACACCACGCAUUGUUCAAACUUCGGCACCAUCUGACGCUUUAAAAACAACUGAAAACUUUAUCUCAACCACACACACCGGACAUGGAAAACACGACAAACGUACCGAUGCAACAUCUACCACGAAAAGCCAGCCAAUUUCAAACGAUGCAAAUACAGAUAAAAAAGACACAAGUGUCUCAAAUACAAGUGCUUCGAACGACGGAUUUCAAAACGUGAUUAUUGUUGUUUCGUGCGCAGUGUCUGCGGUGAUAAUUGUAAUAGCAAUCCUCAUUGCCGUGGUUUGUGUAAAGCGUAAACGCCGAUCUGGUGCAAACGCCCCAGUUCAAGAUGCGCCGCGCGAAGAUCAAGUGGCAAAAGAGGAAGGCUACGCUAGAAUUGAAGGGGCCGAGUGUCAAUACGCCGUGGUUAACAAACCCAAGAAACUCUCGACGCUUCGAACAAAACAAUACCCACGUGUUGAAAACAUACCAAUGGAAAUCCAGUCCAAACUCGAGAAACCGCGUGGAGCCGGCGAACUCAUAUAUGCUGAUCUUGACAAAGAAGCCUUGACGGCGAAGCCGAGCAAUUCAAAGCCUGCUGGUAUUCCAGAAAGGCCAAGAACGCCGACGGAGUAUGUCGGCAUUGACUUCGCGAGAACUGUGGCUUUACAGGACGCGAAUAUGCAAGAUGAGUAGCGGAUAAUUUUUAACGUUUCCAUCAUUAAUUGAUGAGCUACUACUUUUAACGAUGCUAGUAAUGGGGCCUUAGAUCGUCACUGUCAAAAACGUUGACAGAAGUUCUACUUGAUAAACAAUCAUAACAGGCUUUGCAUUAGGUCUUAAUUGCUAUAUGACAAACAUGGAUGCCAAGGAAUCCAAGAUAAUUAAAGUACCUGCUUACAUCUUUCAGCGGUACAGCAGUUUUUAGCGAAGUGUUGACUGUGUAAAUGUGUAAAGUAGCAUUGCUUUGUGAAAAGCUAGAAAGGAAAAUGUGGCGCAUCUAAAACAUGAAGAUAUUUCGUUAAAUUUCUUUCAUAAUAUUCCUGUAUUUGAAUAGUUUUUGUUCCUUGUACUGAAUUUUGCCAUAUAUGGUAAUGCACAGAAAAAGAAAAUACGUGCGUACAACUUGUUGUUUCAGUUGUACUUGAAAGUUGUUUUGACUUGACUGUCAAAAAAUUCAGCAUGUGUAUGUGACGUACACUUCAAAAUUACAAUCAUGUAUGAAGCAAUCGUCUUGAUAUUUUAAAAUGAUGUUGUUGUUUGUUAAUAUUUAUUUUACAAAGUGGAGCAUUGAUCAUUUUAUUGAUUGUUCUUAUCGAUUGUACACCAACACGAAAUUAUUUUCUAUAUAAUGGUUAAUAUCCAGUAUGUUUAAGACUGAAAUGGCUUCGGCAUAACGUUCUAAAAGGUUCCAAAAAAAGGUUUUUCGUUAAACCAUAACUUCAAAUGGUGUAAACAGACAGGUGCAAAAAAAAUCAUUUCAUUACUUUCCGUAAUUGUUGUAAGAGGAUUUUUUUUUAGAUUUUUAUUUGAUGUCUUGUUUUGUAUUUAUUUUCUUACAUUAUGAUUUGUUAACUUGUUUUUAAUCUAAAAAUGUGUGUGUAUUAUUGAAAGUGUAUUAUUGCAUACACUCUAUCUAUAUUGCCCUCUGGCAGGGUGCAGAAACUUGGCAAAAUGAGGGCUUGAAUGGGAGAAAUCGUGUAUUAACAAGGCGAUUCACGUGCCGUUCAAGCCCUGUUAUGUGUUUUACAUAUCCAUAAACUGGUCCACGCGCAGUUACAUCCCUUUAAUAGUGGAUUCAAUGAAGUCAUUAUGAGAUUUGUUAAUAACUCCAGCCUUCGACGACUUCCAAGCAUAAAUGGGGAACCGAAUAAGCACCAGUUUCCUCAUGCUUGAAGGGAUAAAGACAAUGAAUAUUUCAAUCCACUUUUCAAAUUAUACCAUCUGCUUGUUCUUGACAAUGUUCAGCUUUAUUUUAUUGGCAACGUCAAUGAAGUUAAGGUUAUUUACUCAACACUUUCAAAAGACUAUGCUGUAAAUGUAAGUGUUGAUGUACCUUCAACGUUCCUUCUGUAUGCUUGAAAUACUUUAGUGACAAUAUGACAUAUAUGUUGGCAGUAUUAAUUUUUAGAAAAUUUAGUUGUCCACGAAAUAAAGACAUGUACGAAAGAUACAUCUAUGAAAACAAUGACUUAUUCUGACGAUAUAUUUAUCCGUCACGACCAGUAAAUUCCAAAAUAAUUCCGCAUUUCUUACUUUGCGCGCCUGUAUUUCAAAUUUGCAUUAAUCCACUGUUUAAACACAUUUUAAAUCCAAAACUGCCUAUCCAAAGGUCGUAAUUUCUGAUGAUGACCGAGUGAGCCAUAUGUAAAACACAACCUUGAACCGUAUGACGUCAUUUGAAAUAAUCGAAUAAUUUUGUCGUUGUUGAAUGAACAAGGCAUAAUGUUUUCAAUGUUACUUUAAUUUAUUUUGGUAUGUGUGAUUUGUUUAUGUUAUAAUAGCGAAAAUACACAUUUUUUCGGACAUGAUCAUCUGCGGACGGUCUCAAAAUCUAGAACAGAUUUUUCAAGCGCCCGCAGAUGAUCAUGCCCUCGAAAACGUGAAUUAUCCCUAUAUUCGUGUACUGAAGUUAUUUAUUUUAAAUCUUACUGCUCACUUAGCUAUCUUUUUUAAACCAUUGAUAACUUUACAUGAGAGUACCAACUAAGGUACCAUUCCAGCCGUUUUUGGAACAGAAAAUAAAAUUAUAAAUUUCAACUUGCAGCCAUGCAAGCUGAUAGAAACACGCAUUUGAAUGUGAAAAGUUUCAUGGUCAUUUUAAUGUAAAUAUUGGCAAAAUUACUUAUACGAAUCUUCUUAUUUUUAUUGAUGUGGUUUUAUAACAGAUGGUGUAAAAUAACCACAUGGAAAUUAGUAUUUUGAGUUUUUAUUAUCUCAUUCACAAUUCUUUCUUCGUAAAGCUAUCGUUAGACCAAACAAACAAAGAUGUUCUUUCAUCCCAUUUUGUAUACGAACAAAAUGUGUUAAAAUUGGAUAUUGACUAACUAUUUUUUAAACAAAAAUUACCUGCACUUAUUUACAUCACGUUAGAAACAGAUAUUAGAUUAAUCUAAAGCAUGUUUUGUCUCCAGUUUUUGGUACGUUUAUUUGAUAUCGAAUUGUCACCGCAAAACAACAUGUAUGUAUGUUACUUCACACUCUGGUACAUAAGAUUUAAAGAACCUCUUUAGAAACAAGGAAUUAAGUUGCAUUUUUUUCUGUCAAUAACAAGUACGUAAAACGGAAGCAUGCAAUACAAAUAUGAUUUUAUUUCUUUGCUAUGGAUGUAAAUUAUAUUUUUGUUAUGUAAAUAUUUGUUUUCGUUGAAUUUAUGCGCUAUCCAGUAAGCAUGCCUUUCUUGUAUUUUGUUAACAUACAUUGAUAUUAUAUCUAUAACUGUUGGGUUUUGUUUGGCUUGUAAGUACAAAGUUGAUUUUUUUUGCGGUGAUUCUCAAGAUGGUUCUGGAUGUCACGUGUGUUUGGGUGGGGCACGAUGCGAACCCAGAGACUUGAAUUAACCAUCUUUGUAGAGGACCGCAAUCUAAGGUCACAAACUAAAUAUACAUUCAGUUAAAAAUAGUUGCCCCCACAACCACAGAAAGGGCAAAUUUUAACUCCAGGGACAUUACUUAAAAAACAGUACAGGAGCACUGUAUGAUGGUCCGUUCCACAUAUUACCCAUUUUUUGCCUUUUUGUUUGAAUUUUUGUUCUAUAUUUAAAUAUUUACUUUAUAAGUAUACAUACACUAUGUGGCUCUUAAGCUUGGUCAAUUUUACCUUUUGAACAUGAUUUGAACAAUCUGUGUUGGGUACAAUAAUACAUAUUAUCUUGGUUUAUCUUAUGAUCAGGGAUUUGAUUUAAGAACCCCCUCAGGAGAAGAAAAUAACCUACCAUCCUUUCAGUGUUCAACAAAACUCACCAUUUGGAUAUAGAUCCAGCGAAGUUAACAACGAUGUGUAAAUAAGUUUGAUAUUGAAAGGUAUGAAAUCAGCUAAAAGAAGGAAGAUUCAAACCCCUGUAUGAUACAUAUAAGCUAAACCAGUGUAUAUACGAACGGGUGAGUUAUUAUUAACAAAUAACAUUCAAAUACGCCCUCAUGUGAUAUCACUUGAUCUUGUUAAAGGAAGAAACAACAAAAUCCAGCUGUGAUGAUGAAGUUUGUUUCUACAGUACACGAUUGUACAUCAACAAUUACAAACAUUAAUAGCAGCACAAAUCUACAAACAAAGUCAUCUGGAAAUAAAACAAUGUUUUAAGUCAAGAGCUCCUAGAUCUGGAGUCAUUAUUCAGCUUGAGUGUUGAAAAUUCAACGAUCCAUGAUGGAGUGUUUUGGGGAGUCCCGCUAUUGCUCUUUACUUUUAAGGUCAUGAAAUAAAUUUCAAGGCUUACGAAUGGUUUAACUGGAAAAAUAGUGUAAACAUAAAAUAAUUUUCUCUUAAACACCACAUCUUGAAUAUAACAAAAUACAUAUUCCUCCCCCUUACUAAAGCAAAAAUACCAUAACUAUGUUGUUCCAAUUAUUUUGUGAUAUCUUAUAUGGUAUGUUUCUAUAUGACAUGAAUAAGGCUUUCAGCCAGAAUGAAAAUAAAGAUAUUAAAAGUUUCCAAGUU
This is a messenger RNA of Dreissena polymorpha, 5849 nucleotides long. RefSeq lists its product as uncharacterized. The record is from RefSeq and is a predicted model, not a curated record. NCBI's taxonomy places the organism in Eukaryota, Metazoa, Mollusca, Bivalvia, Myida, Dreissenidae. The transcript has 12 exons. The coding region runs from base 405 to 1892 and encodes 495 amino acids.